GAACCGCAGCUCCCGCCAUUCCCUUCGCGGGGCGCGGCCCGCCGACCCGGAGCAGGAAGCAGAGGAUGGCGUCCCUUGACCCCAGGGCGGCACUGAGGAGCGAGCGGGGAAUGAUGGAGAUGGGAUGAGAGAAGUGUCCUGCACUGCAAAUGGCCUCCUGUUUGACAUUUAUUGCUUGCUAGUCUGGAGCCAGCCUUGGUGGAUGAGGAAGGUUGGUGACUCUAAGAUGUUUGAGAGAAUCAAACGAUCUGAUGAAGCUUCUGCUUCUUCAGCACAAGGAAUCCAAAGACAUGGUGUUGAGAGCUCUCCACGACAGGACAGCAGUAGCAGUUUACACAGAAGAGGACAAGAACAUCCUCGGCCUGGAGCACCCACUGUGCGCAAUAGACAAGGGUACUGCAACUGCUGCCACGUACACUACAGCAAUCUGGAACAGCAUAUUUUCAGCUCCCAGCACAGACAUUUUACAACAUACUGUAGGAGUCGUACGGGUACCAGUAGCUUGAUGGAGCGUUUCCUUCAAGAUGUUUUGCAGCAUCAUCCCCACAGAUACCAUGACAGCAGACCAACCUAUGAUGACAUGCCAUUCCCCGUCACUCUAGAGGCUCCUAGGAUUUCUUGCCCAUCCUCAGAAGAGAUGCAGAAAAAGAGAAAUAGUGAGAAACAGGAGAGUUCCAGCAAAGACCAGGAGUCCCUUCGUGAAAUAGGCUCUUCUGUUCCCUGCCUGUCUCCUGAGGGCACAAAGAAAACUUUCGUUACACAAGCAGGUUUUCAAAGAGGCCAGGAACGUGUUCCAGGAAUAUCCCAGCAGUCUGUUGGCAUUUGUAGUGAUAAGAAAUGGGUAAAUCUGAAACACACUCGAAUUGCGGAUCAUAGCCAUGAAGGUCAGUCUACAGCUGUGAGCCCUGUACCUCAGCAGUUUUCUCUCAGUCCUAUAAGCCACAGUUCCUCUGUUAAUCCUAAAACAGGAAAAAGUGUUAGGGAUUUGGCAGCAUCAAAUCUGUUUCUGCAGAGAGGAUGUGAUGAAAGAGCAGUGGAGGUCUGCAGUAGGGACGUGUUAUUGAAGCCACGCUUGAAUCCUGCUCCAGCACUGCUUCACCCAAAAUGCCCUUCAGUUUCUCAUCAGAUUCCUACACGCAGCCACAGCAAUUCUUCCUUUAUUACCUCAGGUCAAGCUCUCUCAAAGCGAGAUAGUUUACGAACUCAGGAUGAAACUUUGGUGUCUGAUCUCCAUCUCAGGGAUACUGUGGGUAUCAGCAGCUCCCUUGAUCUUGGGACAUCCCCACGGCUAGCAAGAUGCAAAAACAUAAAGACAAACAGAGGUGAUGAAAGAUCAGUGGAUGAAACUAUUGAAGAUGUAAUUGUGAAAUACUGCCAUGAAACUACAUCUGAAGAAAAUUAUUUCAAAGAAGAGAAUAAUACCAGUGUACCUUUUUCAUCACUUCUGGACCAUAGUAAUUUAGAGGGCUCUGAAAUGAGUUUUGACUGUGAUGCACCAAUACAGGUAGGAACAGAUUUACCCAAGGCAGCUAUAAAAGAUAUAGAAUUCCUGAAAGAAGUCCAAGUAUGUUUGCAAGAUAAAGACUAUGGAACACAGCUCUCUUCUGUUUUAAAAACUGAGUCAUCAGAGAAAAUAGAAGCAGUGAAAAAGGAAGUCGUAGUUCACACUGAAGAACCAGUUCUUCCAGCCCUGCCUCACGUGCCUCCUUCUUUUGUGGGAAAAACUUGGUCUCAGAUAAUGUAUGAAGAUGACAUAAAAAUUGAAGAACUUGUGCGUGAUUUCAGGGAAGGUCGUUUUCGCUGCUACUUUAACAAUGAAUCCUCAGCCAAUUGUACAGGGAAGAGAAUGAAGAAAAAAAAGCAGAAGGAUGAAAAAAGGAUCAAUAUUAUUGAGGGUAAUAGAACAGAAAGUGCACCAGUUAAAGCACUGCCAGAAUUUAAUGAUGCUUUGAGUGGUGGUUCUGAUUUUGAUAACCCAUCUUUAGCCUCAGAUACACUAUGCAACCCACAAAUUGUAAAAAUGCCUAGGAAAAGGACAUGGCGCCUGGCCUCGAGGUGUCAGGUGGUUAAAGUCAGCCAUGGCACACAAACAAGUCUGCUGAACUACCCUGUAGCAAAAAGGAAAAUGUCUAGAAGGGAAUCUGAUCCACCUGAUCAGAAAGCAAGCAUUGCAUGGCUGGAGAAUGAAAAAACUCCAAACAUGAAAACUAGAUUGUGUGCCCUUAAACUUCCAGAGUCCUAUAGCAAGAUCAUGAGUCCUGUACAGCCCAAGACAGUGGUGUAUGUACUCUCAUGCCCAGAGGUAAAACAGUGCAAAGGUAAACCUAUAGAUAUUCCCAAAAUGAGGAAAAAUCAUCACUCCACAGAUAGCAAGGACUCUGUAAGAUAUAAAUACAAACAGUGUUCUUUCAAAUAUUAUGACCCACUGACAAAUCGAAUUCUGAAAACUCCUCCAAAGAGUACAGUUGGAGAAAAGGCCAAAAAGCCCUCUCAUGUUCGACAGCUUUUCAGAAGUCUCAGUUUUGAUGCAAACAUGAAGAAACUAGCUGAUACACAGAGAGAGAGCACGCCAUCAAAGCCACUCAACUGGUCAGACUUCUGUAGUUCUUCAGCAUCUUUCCUGCCCGAUCGAGAUAAAGGGAGUGAUGCAGCCUCAAGUCAAAAGGCAGAUGGAACAUCUGUUGCCACAGAAAGGACAGAUUGUCUUGUAUCUGAGAACUCUUUUAAACACCUAAUCAUUUCACCUUUGAACUCUGUGAUAGAAGGAGAUUGUAGAUUAAUUCCAUUUAAUAGAAUUACCAAAACUCCUCUGACCUCCAUCAGGAGUGAGUGGUCAGAGAGGGAGACUCCAAAAGCAAUAUGGAAGAGAAAAGAAGGCACUAACAAAGAACCAGUUUUUUCCAGAAAGGCUGCAGGAUCUAAGUCUGUCAGAUGUACUCUUGCAAGGAGAGGAGCCAGAGUAACAACAGGCAAACAAACAUCCAGAACUAAAAAACAGCAGAAAGAGGGGAUGAGAAGACAACUUCAGCCUUGUGCCCAGAAAUCUGCUUUCUCCAUCCAUAGGUGCCAGACAAGGAAAACUACAGUGGGAAAGCACCCUAAGAAAGAAAAGCCUGAUGCUAAAAAGUUAAAGGUGAGGAGGAAACCAAAAAGGGCCUUUCUGAACUCAACAGUUGUAACAGGGAUUCCUGAAAAAAGGCAGAAAGUCACAUCAGAAUCUUUUCCCAAGAAACCAGAGCAAGCUUCCUCCAAAGUCAAAAACUGGGAAGUAAGUGGAGAUCGGGGUCAUCCUGGCUCUGUGAGUCGACCCUCUAGAAGGACUUCUGCUGUACCAUUACUUCGAAACUGUCUUGUUCUACCAGGUGAGAGCUAGCUACCAAAAGAACUUUUUUCUUCUUUUUUUUAUAGCCAGCACCUGGAAGAAGGAAGGAGAAAAAAAGGAGGCCGUAGACAAUGCAGUUGAAGUGCUAAAGCUCCAGAAAGUGCAAAGCCAGUCUAAUGUGAAAUAAAUACAACUGUAAACUCAGCUCUUGUUCCUGGAAUAUGGGGGCACAAUGUAUUGCACUGUUUUACUGUGUAAAGCUGCAGAAAUUGUGGAUUUGAUUUAAAAGCACUUAUAAUCAUACUUACUAGUCUUCACCUGUACAUCAGCAAAAUGACCUUGAAUGGUAUCAUAUUGUUAUUAUGGUAUUAUCAGUGCGUAACAGUGCACUGUAAUAAGGUAAUUUAGAAGCUGUGUUAAUUAAUUGUGCCUAUUUUAAUUUUUUCACGUAAUUCUGAAGUGCAGAAGAUGACUCGGUUGCUAUGCUAGAAAUUUAAUGAAGAUACAUCAAUCAGGGCUGAAUUCUGUGUAUGUAUUUUGUGUUUGUGUAUAUGUGCACCUUCUUCAACACAUAAUAUAUACUUGCCUGUGGAAUGGCAUUAAAAUUAAUACAGUAUGAUACAAUUCAGAUCAAUGCUUUUUUGAAAUGAAAUAUAAUUUUACACUUUUUUGUAUAGACUUUGUUCCUGAAACCAUGUCCAAAGCUUUUUUUUUUCUUUUGGGCUGAAAGUCACUGUGGGCUCUCAUCAAGCAAUAAUGGACCAUGCUGGUAAGGAAAUAUGUUUCCUUAGGGGACUGUUCAAAUGGUGGUAGCUGAAGUGAAAUCUUGAAUUCUAAAAGAAAUACAGGGUUAUAUUUGGGGGCUUCUUUGUUUGCUUUUAAUAGCUUGUUGAUUAAGUUUGUAGGUGAAUUUCACAUUCCUUAUUGAGGGGGAUGGAAAAGUUAUAAUGCAAACAAAUAGCAGUAAGUUGUUUUAGAACGUCAGCUGUGAGUUUGGGGUUCUGUGCUUUUCUGGCUUUAUUUGGUGUAGUGUUGGUUAAAUUUUUAUGGACUAGAGUUCAAAUUUUCUUUCUAAAUUUUCAAUAAAAUAUUUAAAUAAACCUAACACAGCAUCCAUUUAAAUGUAUUAGAGUUCAAAUAUUUGGUUAAAAAACCUGGUUGAAUAAAAAUUACAUUCCACAGAAAUUCAAGUUCGGCCACUGAUGUUCCAUCUACUAUGGUUUUAUGGCAAAAAACCCCAAACCCAUGGUGGUUUAACUUACUUUUCUUUCUUUAUUUAAUAGUUGUUAUGAUGACAGUUUAUUUGCUGUGGUUAGGAGGUGUAAAGCCAGUCUUAUGGAUGUUUCUGUGCUUUAAAACCGAAGAUUAAUGGUUCAUUUACAGUAAAUUAAGCACGCAGUUAAACAUCAUCACAAUCCAGGCUUUGGUUUUCAAAUCUUCAAUUUGAUAUAUUAUAUAAUCUAUUUUACCUUGAAGAUCUUCAUAAAUUCUCUAGUGGUACAGUACAUUUUUCAGAGCACAAGGAAAACAUGGAAAAGAGCAGACCCUGCUGUCUCUGGCAUUGAACAUAUCUGUGCAUUUUCCCCUCAGAAAAUGAAACCAUUCUUGAUUCUUCAUUCACUUCUUUCUGAAGUGUCAAGGGUCACAGAUUUGGGCUGAGAUAAAGGUGGACUUGGAAAUGGUUUAUUUUAAUAUACAGUAUCUGAAGGAAGUAUAAAAGCUGUCAUCAUAAACCACAUGUUCAGAGAAUAUUUUGAGGAUGUUUUUAAUGUAUAUGCAUAUUUCCUAAGAUAAAUAAAAGAUGUGCAUGUGUCAGCUGGAAAGUUAGUUCCUUUACAAGUCAAAUAUGGUCUGACAGAUUUUUUUAUUUGUUUUAAUUUAUUUUACUUUUUAUAUAAAAGUUGAUUUCUUUGGAUGAAUUUUCCUAUGGUUGUCAGUAGACACAGAAUCUUAUGACUGUAUUGCAAGUCACUGGAAUAUGAAGGGCUAUAAUAUAAAUUUUUAUAGCCCUCAACUAAUUGUGCCUGUAUAAUUUAAUAUUUUGUCUAAUAUAAAACUGAUGUUUUUAAAGCAAAGUUUUAAAGGAAUGGUUUUUAUAGAAAGGCUAAUUUUUAGAUAAAGCAAAAGAAGAUUUUUAAAUAAAGUUUGUUUUAAAGCAAAGCUUUAACUAUAGAUAAGUCCCAUUCUAACAUAUUUUUAUGAUACAAGAAUGUUUUCCUAACUUCUUCCAUCUUAUUUUUCACAGUAUUUCACAUGUGAAGAGCAUGAAUUAUUUUGUGUGUUUUAAUGCACAUUGUACUUUAAGAACACUAGUGUAUAUUUGUUUAGAGUCAAAAUACUCCGUAUCAUUCAUUGUACAUUUGUCUUAUUCCAGUGCACAACUUUUCCUUGAAAUCUUGAGUAAUAAAGAUGUGUUGAGGACUAUAAAAUUACUAAUAUUUUUAGACUGUAAUGUCUUUUGGGUAAUAGACCCUCUUAUCAGGGUGGAAUUUUUAGAAGAAAAAUGUUAUAUUUAAACAAGAGUGUAAGUAGCUAUAUAUUUUCCUUUAAAAUAAAAGAAAAAUGAAAAAAAGUAUGUAAGAAUUUAUUAGAAGAAUAAGACUUGAGGUACAAGUCUGGAAACAUUUAUGUGGUUGACGUUGGCAAAAAAAAGGUUUACUGUAGGCUUGCAUGUCAAUCUGUGCCUCACUUGUGAAUGUUCAGAAACCUCUUCUGUGCAUGCUCAAUGACCACUAGGAAAAAGAGGAAAGACUCUGAUAUGAGAAGUAAAAGCAGAAACUGCUUUGGAAUGAGAAUUAUGAACAUAUUUGCAAAACAAAAUAUUGCCAAGGUACUCAAUAUCAUGUGCAAGAAGGAGAAAAUUCUGGGUUCUUGAGAAAUAGGCAAGCACUUUCCUGUUGGAUAAAUAAUGCAAUUUCUGCCCUUAUGGAAUAGAGCGUUGUUUCAUUAGCAGCAUGACUGGUACUUCAAAAUGUGGUUGUGAAGUCUACAGCGAUGGCAAACUUGAGAACUCAAAUACUUUCUCUCCAAAUUAGUGGGUGGGCUGGUUGUUUUAGGGUGAUAUUUCUUGUUUCUAUUUUUGUUUGUGUUUCUUUUUCCCUUUUGUGUUUUUUUUUGUUUUGGUUUGGGUUUUGGUUUUUUUUUGUUUGUUUGUUUUUGGGUGGUUUUUUGUUUGUUUUUUUGGGUUUUUUUGUUUUGUUUUUGUUUUUUUUUAGCAGAGGGGAACUGGGUUAUUUUAAUGUUGGUGGACAAAGAUGUUUUGUCAGUAUGUUUGCAUGUCUUAAUAUAGAGAAACAAGAAAAGAGCUGGAGUAGAGAGGAAUAAAGUCAUGCUUUUUGAAUAAAAUUGGCAGCAGUUAGAACCAGUACCUUCUUUAAUAGUUUGGAAAAAUGUUACCAUUUCUUCUUCAGUACUUACACAAUUUUGAUCUGUAAGUUUGUAGUUUUUAUUAUACGUUUCAUAAUUUUUAAAAAGUCUCUCCCCAUAUAAAUUACUCAUUCAGCCUUUCAAAACAGUCGUAUUCUAAGCAGAGUUUUAUUAUUCAUUAGGAUUGUGAACCAUGGGUGUGACCCCAUCAUAUUGUGCCAGGUGCUAACCAAACAUAAAACAGCAAUCCCCCAAAACUUAGAUGGCUGACACUUGCACCUUGCAGUUCUUCAGUUAAUUUUCUGAUAGGAUUUUUUGCUCUCUUGUUCUUUCUGACAGGUUUGUAUCCAAUGUUCUGAUAAUUGUGUUAUGAAAGUACCCCUCUCUGGGACUCAGAUAAAUGAGGUUGUUUCUGUUUAUAAUGAGUCUAUGGCUUCAUCUGAAAUUGGGUUUAAGUUUCAUGCUGAAUUUGUGCCCAAAUGAGAAUGUGUUUUGUGGUUUUUAUGUUGUUGUUAUUGAUAAUGUAUUUUGCAAUAAUUUUGCUUGGUGUUGUAUUUUUUUAUCUGUUCUCUGUCUCUUUUGUCUGUGGUUGUUUGACACAAUGUGGUUUUGUAAGGAUACAGCGAUACUACAGACUCAUCCAGUCCUGUGGCUCGAUGUUCUUUCUCUGUAUCUUCUGCUCAUUUUAUUUCAGAUUUGUUGUUUCCAUUGUUUUUCUGAAUCAUGUAUUUGGAUUUCUUAUUUUUAUGUUGUAAAGAGCUAAAUUUCAGGGCAGUAUGUUCUGUUUGGAAGUAAAUCAGUGACAGGUGACAGAAGAGGAUGUUGUCCCAGUCUGAAGUGCAGAGGGCAGGUUGGCACAGCUGCUCCUGUGCUUGGGAACUGCUUUACAUCACUGAACAGUGUGAAACAGGAGUGGGAUGAUGAUUUUUGAUUCCUUUGCUGGUCUUCCUUUCUUCUUCCUUUAGGGUGCCUGAGAACAAAGUAAUCUGAACUCAUACUGGAAAUAAGGGGUUUUCAGCUUUUGGUGUUUUGAGGACUGAUAGGAAAAGUAAAAUGUAUCUUUUUCACUAAUGUAACUAAAAUCACUGAAUUUUUGCCUUUAAUGUUUUACCUGCUGAAUUACAGCAUUCCUGAUAAUAUUUUUCAGAAAAAUAUUUGUAAUAAUAGCAUAGUUCUGAGCAUGCCCAGAAGCCAAGGUUUUGUUCCUUGUUUGUUUUGCAGUUAUAAAUUCAUUCAUUCCUUCAGCAGAACAAAUCUUGUUUUAAUAAAGUAAAGACUGAA
Passer domesticus (house sparrow) is the source of this 7969-nucleotide messenger RNA. It is a transcript of the gene ZDBF2, whose product is annotated as zinc finger DBF-type containing 2. The record is from RefSeq and is a predicted model, not a curated record. Gene Ontology annotation, biological process: epigenetic programming of gene expression; genomic imprinting. The transcript has 7 exons. Gene Ontology annotation, molecular function: nucleic acid binding; zinc ion binding. The coding region runs from base 125 to 3373 and encodes 1082 amino acids. Lineage: Eukaryota; Metazoa; Chordata; Aves; Passeriformes; Passeridae.